Molecule: messenger RNA, 951 nt
Organism: Pipistrellus nathusii (Nathusius's pipistrelle)
Lineage: Eukaryota; Metazoa; Chordata; Mammalia; Chiroptera; Vespertilionidae
Source: the annotation of a GenBank genome assembly
AUGAGGCGGCCGCUGCUCCUGCUGCUGGUCCUGUGGGGGGCCCAGGGCCAGCCGCCCCCGAAGCCCAACUUCGUCCUGAUCGUGGCCGAUGACCUGGGCAUCGGCGACCCCGGCUGCUACGGCAACGAGACCCUCAGGACCCCCAACAUCGACCGGCUGGCCAGCGAGGGCGUGAAGCUGACGCAGCACCUGGCGGCCUCGCCCCUGUGCACCCCCAGCCGGGCGGCCUUCAUGACCGGCCGGUACCCCGUCCGCUCAGGAAUGGCGUCUCCGACAAGGAUCGGCGUGUUCCUCUUCUCGGCCUCCUCCGGAGGGCUGCCCAGCACCGAGGUCACCUUCGCCAGGCUCCUCAAGGACCAGGGCUACGCCACGGCUCUGAUCGGCAAGUGGCACCUGGGCACGCACUGCCACAACACCUCCGACUUCUGCCACCACCCGUCCAGCCACGGCUUCGACUACUUCCACGGGCUGCCCGUGACCAACCUGCGGGACUGCAAGGCGGGGGCGGGCAGCGUGUUCACGCAGGCCAUCCGGCUGCUGGCGCUGGCCCCCCUGCAGGCGCUGGCGCUGGCCCUGGCGAGCCUGGCCGUCCUGCGGUGGCUGGGGCUGCUGCGGGUGCCCCUGGCGGUGUUCCUGACCCUGGCGCUCGCCGCCGCCGCCCUGCUGGCCGGCCUGCUCUGCUUCCUGCACUACUUCCGGCCCCUCAACUGUUUCCUGAUGAGGGACCGGGCCGUCAGCCAGCAGCCGCUGUCCUACGACAACCUCACUCAGAGGCUGGCAGCCGACGCCACACGCUUUGUUCGACGGAACGCCGAGAGACCCUUCCUGCUCGUGUUCUCCUCCAUCCAGGUGCACACGGCCCUGUACGCCUCCCAGGACUUUGCCGGAAAGAGCAAGCACGGCGCCUAUGGCGACGCCGCCGAGGAGAUGGACUGGGCUGUGGGUACGUGA